Messenger RNA from Tachysurus vachellii, 5739 nucleotides. RefSeq names its product colony stimulating factor 3 receptor (gene csf3r). Gene Ontology annotation, biological process: cytokine-mediated signaling pathway. The record is from RefSeq and is a predicted model, not a curated record. Lineage: Eukaryota; Metazoa; Chordata; Actinopteri; Siluriformes; Bagridae. Bases 119 to 2602 code for a protein of 827 amino acids. The transcript is spliced from 16 exons. Gene Ontology annotation, molecular function: cytokine receptor activity; granulocyte colony-stimulating factor binding. Gene Ontology annotation, cellular component: membrane; external side of plasma membrane; signaling receptor complex.
ACUAGCUUAAUGCACACACAGGUUACAAAGUGCAAUCAAAUUAGUCUGAUAUCAUCUGCAUGCUCUUAGAGACUAUAAAAGCUUCAAGCCCUUGCCGCAUUAUGUGAUUCUUUCCAUCAUGGCGCUGCACUGGACCAUAGUACAUGCUGUGCUUUGGACUAUUCUGUAUUCGUGCACAAAAAAUAUCAGAGUGUCACCAUGUGCUAAGGUAAACAGUUCAUCGGAGGUGGUUCCUUUUGGCACAGCAGUCACCGCUUCCUGUUACAUUAAAGAAGAGUGUCAACUCCAGAUAAAACAGGAUUUUCUCAUCAAGUGGAAGAAAAAUAAUCAUUUUAUGCCCAGUAGUAAAGCCAGUCAGAAGAAUGUAAAUGAAAUCCACAUAUCCAACUUCACUGACAAGGAAGCUGUGCUGGAAUGUUUUAUCUGUGACCAAGAUAACUGCAACGUGGUAGGCGGCGUGAAGAUCAGAACAGUGUAUCCUCCACCCACCCCACAGAACUUGACAUGCCAAUUAAACCUUAAAGAUUCGACUCUAAUGUGUAAGUGGGACACUGGAAUAAAAACUUCAGACUUUCCAACAAACUACACCCUGUACACACAAAGCAGAGAUAUUCCAUUAAAAAUGCAUGUACCACUGCCUGAGGAGAAUUUUUUCAAGGUUCCACGUGACUCCUUCCCUUUGUUAAAUGAGAUGCAAGUUUAUGUGGUCGCAACAAAUGCUUUUGGCCAGGCCACAUCUAACCUCCUAGUGGUGGAUCCUAUUAAAACAGCUAAGUUGGAUGCACCAGUGAUUCAAGGGGUUGGAGCACAAUCAUUUGGAUGCUUUGAGUACAAAUGGAGACUCUCACGUACUCAGAAGUGGAUACAAAAGCAAUUAAAUAUAGAGAUCAAAACGAAACCAGUGAAUGAAAAGAUUUAUAACAAAGAACAGUUCAUUCGUAAAUCUGACAGCAAAGUUAAGUUGUGUGGUCUGCUUCAUGGCAUGAGCUAUGAAUCACAGAUGAGGGUACGGUACCACAAUAGCAGCCCAUGGAGUGAGUGGAGCAAUGCUACAGUGGCUACUACACCCAUGAAAGCUCCCACCGGGCGGCUAGUCACAUGGCUGAAGCUACAGAGGACAGACAUAAGGAAUCAGGUGGCACAGCUGUUCUGGAAGCCAUCUUUGCAGUUCCGUGCCAACAGUAUGAAUGUGUCCUACAUUGUGUCACUUAUGGGAGAGUUUACAAAGAAGAAACAAACUGUGUGUGUCACAGUUCAGCAAUCCUGCUCUUUCCAGAUUCAUGCAAAGGUCAGGAAGAUCUACCUGACAGCCAUGAAUGAAGUAGGGAAAUCCAACCCUACUGAAGUAUCAGUUUACAGACGAAAAGGAAUGGAUCCUGUCCCUUUUCUGAAAAUACUUCCACAAACUGAAGAGUCUUUGUUAGUCCAAUGGAAAAGCCCAGAUACCUCAGCCAUUAGUGAAUAUGUGCUGGAGUGGAAAGCACUAUGUGGGACAAACUCAAAUUAUGUCUCUUUUGAAAUUAUGGGCAGAAAUCAGACCUGCUUUGUAGUAUCAGGUCUUGAACCUUACAUACCUUAUGAAAUUUCAUUGUAUCCCAAGUAUGGCGGUGGUAUUGGUCGGCCCUACAGCACCAUGGAGUACACGAAAGAAAAAGCCCCCUCCAUAUCUCCAAAAUUGGAGAUUGGAAAGAUCACACCUACUUUGAUUGAAGUUUCCUGGAAUGAAAUCCCAUUGCAUCAGAGGAAUGGACUCAUUACUGGCUAUAGGAUUUUCUACAGUGAUGAAAAAAACAAUACAGGAGUUAUAGACGCUGUGAACACAACCACACACAUGGUGCUGAAAGAUCUCUAUCCUUUCACUAUCUACGAACUCUUCCUCAUGACAAGUACAAAUGGUGGCAGUGUGAAUGGGUCCACUAUCACAGUGAAAACUGUGUCUAUUGAUGCCUUUGAGAUCUUUCUGAUUGUCAUUCCAGCAUGUGUUGGAUUGGUACUUUUCUCCUUUGCGUUAUUUGCCUGUUUCGGCAAACAAACGUGGAUGAAGAAGUAUUUGUGGCCAGUGAUUCCAGACCCCGCCAACAGCAAUAUUAAAAAGUGGACUGCAGCUGAUUCUUUGGAAUGCGUGCCGCCCUUUAAAGAGGUCAAGGAUCCUGUGCUGAUGUAUCUCUCCCAUGUAAGUCUUCUAAGCCUGCCUGAGAAAGAAUUAUCGAAAGGAGACAAGAACAUCAAGAGUGGCAAUUGGUCAUAUAAUGGGAUAAGUGUUGAUGCAGGCCAUGAUGAUUCAUCCAAUGACUCUGAAAGCUUUGACACAGAGCAGCAGAGUGAGUCUGUGCCUUAUGCUACAGUUGUCUUUGCUGGGUCAUAUCGACACCAGCCUGUCCCUCCUCCAGUCUACUUGCGCUCAGAGUCCACUCAACCUCUACUGGGGGAAGAGGAACCUUCUAGUCCUCGUUCAUAUGAGAAAAUGUCCAGCCAGUCCGAUCUCCAUGAUGUAGAUCACUUUUUAACAUUUCACGACAAUUUACAUGCUGAUGAAGAAAAGGCUUCACUUUGGGGUGAUUUCCCUAUGCUCAGGUCUUUGGAAAUUAACACUAAGGCUUAAAUUCAAUGUGUGCAUUAAUACACUGUGCAGUUAUAAAAAAAAAAAAUGGUUAAAUUAUUUCUUGGUGGAUAACAAUGGCAUUGUUAUGUACUUUGUGACCUUGUGAUCCUAUUCUUUAGCAGCUAAUAAUGUGAGGCAAACUAUUGAACUAUUAUAAUAUAGUUCCCCACUAUAUUAUGCACAAGGUAAUUAUUGUAAUAUGUGCAUUAGCAAAGUGUUAAGUACGAUUUGGUUAGAAAUCCAGAUUUCAGCAAAGACUCUUUGUCAGCAUUGUCACAACUGUACAUGAUGUAUGUGACUGACCAAUUAUUCAAUCUGUCCAUGCACUGAUCUAUAAAAUAUGAUCUAAUGAUUUAAUAAACCAAAUUAAUUUUGGGUGAAGCAUACAUUAGCCUGCCCACUGUGACAUGCUGUGAAAUGAAAGCAUAAUUUAAUUCAGGCAUUUUAUGACUUAGAGGUUAUACUUGAUUGGGCUUGCGGUUACUCCGUGCUCCUAUAUUCUUGUGCAGCACUAUUUUAUCAGACUUUAUAUGAUAGAUCUCAACUAAAAUAUCCAAUUCAGCCAAUCUUGACAGUCAUUGGUGCCAAAUGGAUUGAGAAAUAGCAUAGUAACAUGUGCAGGAGUAAAGUAGUGCAUGUUAAUACUUGACCUUGAAAAAUCAUACUUUGACAAAGCUAAAUCUAUUCAUACAAUCAGAGGUGGGUAGAGUAUCCAAAAUCUGUACUCAAGUAAAAGUACAAGUAUUUAAGGAAAUAUUUACUCAAGUAAGAGUAAAAGUAACAAUCUUAAUAGUUACUUGAGUAAGAGUAAAAAAGUAUCCGAUGAAAAAACUACAAGUAGUUAGUUACUAGUUACUUCUCAUCUGAUUGAUAUGAAGCAAAAACCCUGAUUUUCAAACUACUUGAGAGCUUUCACACACCUCUCCUUAAAAGUCUCUUUAUUCUGUUAAUAUAAAACACAGGUUGAAGUGUAUAUAUAUACAUAUAUAUAAUGUGAUUAAUGGUUUAAUGAUGUAAAUGAAUGAUGUGCUGGGCUCUUCCUAACCUGCUCUUCCUUUUAAGAUUAAUUUACUUUUUUAUUACAUUUGUUACAUUUUAUAAGUAAGUACAUAUAUUCUUUAGGUAGGGAUAAAACAAAAUAUAAUCCUGUUUUUAUUUUGUAUAUGUUCUACACUUUAGCGGGAAAAAAAACUGUCAAAAAAACUUAAGUGAGAUGUCAGGAUUUGCGUCUUACUGCAUGCAAUUCAAUUUAUUUUGUAUAAAACAUGGAUAUGAAAAUGCAGACACUUAUAAUGAACGUUUGUUCAUGAAUGUGUUGUUUGUAGGGUUCACAGGAUUGCACGAGAGCGUAUAUGAGGGAAAACAUUCAGACAGUGUGUGAAAUGUAGUAUUACGUUAAGGUCAAAGUGCCCAUAGUUACCAAAUUACCAUCAAAUAGGCAUAAUUUUGACACUUACCGCUACGUGUUUUUUUAGGUUGGAGCUGGAAGUCUUGUAAGCUGCGAUGUCUGUUUGUUUUGGUGCACACAGAAUGCAUCGCAUUAUAAAGCUAUUAUUUUUUACAUCUUGGAGUGAAAAUAUAGAAUUAAUUUGAGGCCACGGGUGAUCUGCCUUUGAUAAAGCGCAAACAUUUUCCUCUGCUUCAGCCAUCAUCUUCCAACUAAAGGCGCGCUAAACUUCAGCGGGAGAUGCGCAGCAUACUCUCGCGAAGCAGCCUCUCCGUCUUGAGAGACUUGUCAUAUAAACUAAUUAUUAUUUAUUAAAUCUCAUAUUUAUUACCAUUUGAGUAACGGAGGAACGCCGCUGAUUGUAGCGAAGUAAAAGUAAAGUUUUUCCACUAAAAAUCUACUUGAGUAAGAGUAAAAGUACGCAUCUUUAAUUAUACUCAAAAAGUACAAGUUACCCAAAAAAUUUACUCAAGUAAAUGUAACGAAGUAAAUGUAAUUCGUUACUACCAACCUCUGCAUACAAUGCAUUACAGUGGUUGAUAAAUGUGAUCUAAUCUGUCCUAACUAAAAGCACUCAUAAGUGGUUAAUGGCGCCGAAAAUAUUUAUCUGCUUGUCCUUCUAGGCUUAAGUGUUGUGUUUGACUCAGUACAUUUACUUUUACUCCUUUGGCUGAUGUUCUUUCAACAAAGCAACUUGAAACUGAGACAGGAUACAAAUUGAGCAGUUAGGGGUUAAAGGCCUUGCAGAAGGUGGCAUUGGCAGUUUGGAUGAACCAGGAUUUAAACUCUCAUCUCAAACAGUAUCCCAACAUUUCAAUCACAAUCUACCUCUGCCAAACUACGGCAGACUAUAAUUACAUGUUAUUGAGGGUUGAAAAUGCAUUCUGUCCGAAUGCUUGUUAUCAUUGUUAAUAAUGUUUUUUUUAGAAUGUAUAAAGUAACAUUUGGUGCUCAUCAAUGCUCUGUAUUAGGGCCUCUUAUGAUUUCACUCUACAUAUAUACUAAUAAUUAAUUAAUUAAUGUUUUUUUUUCUAUUAAGCCAGGUAAAUAAAUUGUGUUUAUUAUUAUUAUUAUUAUUAUUAUUAUUAUUAUUAUUAUUAUUAUUAUUGUUGUUGUUGUUGUUGUUGUUGUUGUUGUUGUUAUUAUUACUAUUAUUAUUAUUAUUAUUAUUAUUAUUAUUAUUAUUAUUCAUGAUAUUCAUUUUCUACUAAUUAAUGAUAAGAAUGAUUGAUGAAUGAAUGAAUUAAUGAGUAGUGUAUGAUAUGGUACAAGGAAUUCUGUCCUCUAUCUAUCAUCUAUCAUACUGAUGAUAACUACGUUAACAUAGAGACUAUGUUAACACACACACACUAUAUAUGCCUUUACAUAGGUCCAAGCCAUAUAAAACACAGCAAAAGAAAUGUCCGCUUUAUUAAAAUUUUGUUUCUCUAUUAAUUUCAUUUCACUAGUUUUCAUUUUUUUAUAUUUUUUUUUACAUGUUAAAUUGCUCAUAUUGCUCAUAUUGUUUACCUGUUGAUUUACUGAUUCAUAUCAGUACUUUCAAACUACCUUGUGAUAUAUAGUACAAAUGUUAGAUAAAUACAUUUGACUUAACAAGCGUUGUACUUGGCAACAAGCUUUAAAGCCUAUGGAUUCUUAUGAGCAGUUAUCAAUAUCUGCUUUACUCAAUAAAUUGAAAAAUUAAACACUA